This is a messenger RNA of Seriola aureovittata, 4366 nucleotides long. RefSeq names its product F-box and leucine-rich repeat protein 2 (gene fbxl2). Lineage: Eukaryota; Metazoa; Chordata; Actinopteri; Carangiformes; Carangidae. The transcript is spliced from 14 exons. The coding region runs from base 857 to 2155 and encodes 432 amino acids. The record is from RefSeq and is a predicted model, not a curated record. Gene Ontology annotation, molecular function: protein binding. Gene Ontology annotation, cellular component: SCF ubiquitin ligase complex. Gene Ontology annotation, biological process: SCF-dependent proteasomal ubiquitin-dependent protein catabolic process.
GUUGUUCAGGGUGUGUGUGUGUCUGCAGGUUGAAGGCUGAAUGUGACAGUGAUGGAGAUCUCUAUUGGAGAGAAAAUCUUGGCUCCUGGAGCUGGCGUUCUCAGAUGUGUGUGUUUCCUUCCCUUAAUCAGACCCAGCGGGCUCGUGUCGGGUCACGUCUCGGUGCUGUUGUUCCCGUGACUGUCUCGGUGAUUGCGGUCAAAAAAAAGAACGUCCUUUGUCGUAAUUCGCCAAAAUCUCUGCAAGCCCCCCACAAUCAAAACAAAUCGACCACGCGUGCUUUUCCCGCAGCAAUGACGUCACGUAGGCCCUCCCCCUUCCCCGCAAGUAAACAGAAAACAUUGAAGAAAACGGUCGUGCCAGUCGCCGUACAUGUGUUUGAUGCGAGAAAAUAUGGUGCGGGAGAUGAAAGCGGACGUUGAUUUCGCGUUUCCCGUGUGUUUUUAGCAAACUUGUGAAUCCUGGGGCCAGCUGACCUGCGCUGGAGCGAUGAAGGGAGAGGCGGAAGUGAAGUCACUUGACAGACCGUCCAUGUUAUUAUUGUUAUUUUGGUAGCCUUGCGAUGAGACGGGCUGGGGAGCCGUUGGUCUCCGAGACAACGACCGUUAACGUUACCGCAGGCCGCUCCGGAACCGACACCACCACCCUCACCACCGCCUCGCUGACCCGGAGACAGGAGCCUCGCUGACGGCUGGGGGGGAGGAGGAGGGGAGGGAGGGUGUGAGGACCCAGCUCCAGCUCGGCUCCUACACUCCGACCGACCAAAAAUAAAACGGCGACAAAAACAAUAACGGCAGUCGUCAAACGGCUCGGCUGGUAUCUGUGCGGUUUGUAGCAGGGACGUGCCGCCGCAGACAUGAACGGUAUCACCAAGGGCCGGUUCGAGGUGUUCUCAAACAGCGAUGAAGCCCCCAUUAACAAGAAGCUCCCCAAAGAGCUUCUUCUUAGAAUAUUCUCCUAUCUAGAUGUGGUAACACUCUGUAGGUGUGCCCAAGUAUCCAAGGCGUGGAAUGUCCUGGCCCUAGAUGGCAGCAACUGGCAGAAGAUCGACUUGUUCAACUUCCAGACAGACAUAGAGGGGCGGGUGGUGGAGAACAUUUCGAAGCGUUGUGGAGGCUUCCUGAGGCAGCUGAGCCUCAGGGGCUGCCUGAGCGUGGGAGAUGCCUCCAUGAAGACAUUUGCUCAGAACUGCAGAAACAUCGAGGUGUUGAAUCUGAACGGCUGCACCAAGAUCACAGACAGCACCUGCCUCAGCCUCAGCAAGUUUUGCUCCAAACUCAAACACCUAGAUCUCACUUCCUGUGUGUCCAUCAGCAACCACUCCCUCAAGGCUCUCAGUGAUGGCUGCAGAAUGCUGGAGAUGUUGAACCUGUCAUGGUGUGACCAGAUCACACGUGACGGUAUUGAGGCUCUGGCUAGAGGCUGCACUGGUUUACGAGCACUGUUCCUCAGAGGCUGCACACAGCUGGACGAUGGAGCAUUGAAACACCUUCAGAAACACUGCCCAGAACUCACCACCAUCAAUAUGCAGUCUUGCACACAAAUAACAGAUGAAGGCCUGGUCAGUCUGUGCCGAGGAUGCCACAAGCUACAGAUCCUCUGUGUGUCUGGCUGCAGUAACAUCACGGAUGCCUCUCUCACUGCACUGGGACUCAACUGUCCCCGACUCAAGAUUCUUGAAGCUGCACGAUGCUCCCAUGUUACGGACGCAGGGUUCACUGUGCUGGCCAGGAAUUGUCAUGAGCUUGAAAAAAUGGACUUAGAAGAAUGUAUUUUGGUGACAGAUAACACCCUGGUUCAGCUGUCUAUCCACUGCCCUCGCCUGCAAGCACUGUCCCUGUCCCACUGCGAGCUGAUCACAGAUGAUGGCAUCAGAGCUCUGAGCAGCAGUACCUGUGGCCAAGAGCGCCUCACUGUGGUGGAGCUGGACAACUGCCCCCUCAUCACUGAUGUUACCUUGGAGCACCUGAAGAGCUGCCAUCGUCUGGAGCGCAUUGAGCUCUACGACUGUCAGCAAGUCACCAGGGCUGGCAUCAAACGCAUCCGGGCCCAUCUUCCAGAGAUCAAGGUCCACGCCUACUUUGCCCCAGUGACACCCCCUCCCUCUGUACAUGGAGGUGGCCAGCGUCUGUGCCGCUGCUGCAUCAUCCUCUGACAGUGGAGGGCCAGGGGGGGCCACCUCUGUCUACAGGUCCUGCUGCUCUGAUAUGGGCUGAAAUGGGGUUGGGGGGGACUGGGGUAGGUGUAGGGGAGAGGAGGGGCUGGACCCACUCACUGCUCCUGAUCACUGAUCAAUACAUAGACUGAUGGCCACUGAUCCCUGAUCAGUUGAACCCGCCCCUCCUCUCGUCUUGCUCACCAAUCAGCUUUGCAGCAGCCCCUGGUUUUUGGUGGGAAGGGGGUUGGGGGAAGAAACAUGGAUGGAUGGAUGGACUCUCUUUUUCUCUCUCUGCCUCACUCUCUCUCUCUCCUCUCUCUCUCUCUAUCUCUCUCUCUCUCUCUCUCUCUCGCUCUCUCGCUCUCUCUCUCUCUCUCUCUCUCUCUCUCUCUCUCUCUCUCUCUCUCUCACUGUAAGGACAAAAACAGGUUCUCUACUCCAUCCUGCUUUUCACACCCCUGACUCCCCACCUGCGGGCAUAGAGGACGGCAACUGGACAGCUUGAGAUGGGAGGUCUGAACAGUGGAACUACAAUGCAUCAUGUUCAAACUAAAAAAAAAAAAAUGACGAUACUGUCAUCAUGGACAACAGUUCGCUCUCUGUGGAGUAUCAUCUCAACCAAUCACAUGACACCUCUUUGUGACCAUUCUGUGAUUCAUUCUGCUUCAACCAAUAAACAUGCAGCAUGGAGGGAGAUGCUGGGUUGUAGGAAAUGCAGAUCUUCUGGAUAUCAACAGUAUUGCUUUGGCACAGCCAGCUCAACUCUCUAGUGUGGAAGAGUUGGGAAUGAACAGGAAGUACAGAUUGGGACAUGUGACAUAUUUGUGCAUCUGAGAAACUUCUGUUGAGAUUCUGAUUCUGUUUGUACAGAGAAUGUUUUGCAAUUGAAAAAAAGAGUUACACUUACGGCAACUCACUCAAAAUUGGGUUAGGCCAACAAAAUGUUGUUUAAUUUUAUUUUUUUCAGUGCUUAUUGUAAUUGUCCAUGCCUGUCUAUCCAGAGAGGGAGAUAUGUUUGUCAUUCUUUUUGAGUUGGAAAAGAAGAAACUGGACCUAUGAUUCAGACCCUCAGUGUCUAAAAGCAUUAUGUUGACUCUGUAUGCCACUGGGAUGAGUGGCCUUUCCUGUGUACUGUGUGGUAAUGUUGGCUCAAAGGCCCUGAUCCAAUCCUGUCAGUUGCCCUGCGCACUAGCUCCCACUUGACCACUUAAGCAUUUGUUUACAUCCUGGAUUAGGUUAGCACCAGAGACAAACUUGUUUACAUCAGUGGGUUUCCAGUCUCCCUACUAUUCAGAGUAAGUUUAGUAACACUGAUACAACUGUGGUAUACCCACUCUUUUUAAAUGGACUGUGGAGUCCAUCACUCAGAUUUAUUGCUGUGUGUAUUUGGUUUUCAAUCAGGGCUAACAUUGGUGCAACUUUGCCUCAAAAUGAAAUGGAAAUUAGCUUAAAGUUGAGAUUAAAGGUAUUAGGAUGUGAGCAAAGGCACCUCAACCUUUUGACAAUCACAUGAAUUUAUGUAUUUGAAAGUUAAUUUAGUAUAAUUUUGUGUAAUUGGGCAAUGGGCAAUUUACUGAUGAUAUAGGAAAUAAUGAAUUGUCUUUAUUCACUAUAAUUAAUUUGCUAAAUGCCCCAAAUAGCACAUAAGGAAUUAUUAAGAAAUAGAUUUUGACACGGGUCUGGUAAGAUUUAAUUGAAUCAGCAACAAAUUCCCACUCAUCCAAUCCUACGAAACUAAUGUGACAACAGGAAUGUGAUAUGCAGUGACUGGAAAGCCCCAGAACCAAGAGUUUAUUUCACUCUAUACAGACACUCCCUCAGAUCAGCAGGAUCUCAGCAUUAUCUGUCUUGCCAUGCAGAGUAACACAUGUAUGGGGCAUGAAAUACCACCACUCGAAGCACUGAAAAUACAACAAAACAGAAGCAGCUCGCAAUAUUGCGCUAAUAAAGAGACUGGCAAGUGCUGUGUAGUGCUCAAGUCCAAGUGCUCAAAGACUGGGGAGAUUGGCAGGACUAUGGAUAGGACUGAAACAAAGGAGAGCAGACAGAAAGAUGAAGAUGGACUCCGAAACAUAGCUGACUUGACUGGCUGUGAUACUAAUGCCCUCUCUUUGACAGCUGUUUUAACAGUUUUAUGUUUAUGAAAAUAAAUAAGUAAAUGAAAAAAAUAAACAAAUGAAUAAAUAAAAGUGACUAAUAGUAAAUGUG